Elephantulus edwardii (Cape elephant shrew) is the source of this 1830-nucleotide messenger RNA. RefSeq names its product X-ray repair complementing defective repair in Chinese hamster cells 6 (gene XRCC6). The record is from RefSeq and is a predicted model, not a curated record. The transcript is spliced from 12 exons. Lineage: Eukaryota; Metazoa; Chordata; Mammalia; Macroscelidea; Macroscelididae. Bases 1 to 1830 code for a protein of 609 amino acids. Gene Ontology annotation, biological process: cellular response to gamma radiation; cellular response to X-ray; telomere maintenance. Gene Ontology annotation, cellular component: nucleus; Ku70:Ku80 complex. Gene Ontology annotation, molecular function: damaged DNA binding; double-stranded DNA binding; telomeric repeat DNA binding.
AUGUCAGGCUGGGCGUCUUAUUACAAAAACGAGGGAGAUGAAGAAGAGGAAGAAGAGGAUGAGGCUCCUGAAGCCGCUGCAGAAUAUAAAUAUUCAGGAAGAGACAGUUUGAUUUUCCUGGUUGAUGCAUCCAGGGCCAUGUUUAAAUCUCAGGAUGAAGAUGAACUGACGCCUUUUGACAUGAGUAUCCAGUGCAUCCUGAGCGUGUACACUGACAAGAUCAUAAGCAGUGACCGCGAUCUCUUGGCAGUGGUGUUCUACGGGACCGAGAAAGGGAAGAACUCCGUGAAUUUCAAAAAUAUCUACGUCUUACAGGAAUUGGACAAUCCUGGUGCCAAGCGAGUGCUAGAGCUUGACCAGUUUAAGGGGCAGCAGGGAAAGAAGCAUUUCCAAGACUUAAUUGGCCACGGGUCUGACUAUUCGCUGAGUGAGGCGCUGUGGGUCUGCGCGAACCUCUUCAGUGACGUCCAGUUCAAGAUGAGCCACAAGAGGGUCAUGCUGUUCACCAAUGAAGACGACCCGCACGGCAGUGACAGCGCCAAGGCCAGCCGGGCCCGGACCAAAGCCGCCGACCUCCGGGACACAGGUAUCUUCCUGGAUUUGAUGCACCUGAAGAAGCCGGGGGGCUUUGACAUAGCCCUGUUCUACAGAGAUAUCAUCAGCGUGGCCGAGGACGAGGACAUAGGGGUUCACUUCGAGGAAUCAGGCAAGCUGCAAGACCUCUUGAGGAAGGUUCGAGCCAAGGAGACCAGGAAGCGCACGCUCAGCAGGUUGAAGUUUAAGCUCAGCAAAGACAUAGCUCUCACUGUCGGCAUUUACAAUCUGGUCCAGAAGGCGUUCAAGCCUCCCCCCGUGAGGCUUUACCGGGAAACAAACGAGCCAGUGAAGACCAAGACCCGGACAUUUAACGUCAACGACGGCAGUCUGCUUCUGCCCAGCGACACCAAGAGGUCCCAGAUCUAUGGGGGUCGUCAGAUCGUGCUGGAGAAAGAGGAAACAGAACAGCUGAAACGGUUCGAGGAGCCAGGCCUGGUUCUCAUUGGUUUCAAGCCGUCGGUCCUGCUGAAGAAGCACCAUUUCCUGAGGCCCUCCCUGUUUGUGUACCCCGAGGAGUCCAUGGUGAACGGAAGCACAACCCUUUUUAGCGCUCUGCUCACCAAAUGCCUGGAGAAGGAGGUCAUGGCAGUGUGCAGAUACACGUCCCGCCAGAACAGCCCCCCUUGUUUUGUGGCACUGGUGCCACAGGAAGAGGACUUGGACGAUCAGAAAAUUCAGGUGACGCCCCCAGGCUUCCAGCUUGUCUUCCUCCCCUACGCCGACGAUAAGCGGAACGUGCCCGUGACCGACAAAGUCGUGGCAAACCAGGAGCAGGUGGACAAGAUGAAGGCUAUUGUUCAGAAGCUCUCCUUCAAAUACAGGAGUGACAGCUUUGAGAACCCGGUUCUGCAGCAGCACUUCAGGAACCUGGAGGCCUUGGCCUUGGACUUGAUGGAGCCUGAACAAGCAGUGGAUCUGACAAUGCCCAAGACUGAAGCAAUUGAUAAGAGACUGGGUUCCCUAGUGGAGGAGUUUAAGGAGCUAGUCUACCCACCAAAUUAUAAUCCGGAGGGGAAAACUACUAAGAGGAGACAAGAUAACGAUGGUUCUGAGAGUAAAAGGCCGAAAGUGGAGGUCUCUGAGGAGGAGCUGAAGGCCCACAUCCGCAAGGGCACGCUGGGGAAGCUCACUGUGCCCGCGCUCAAGGAAGCCUGCAGGCUGUACGGGCUGAAGGGCGGACUGAAGAAGCAGGAGCUGAUGGACGCUCUCAUCAGCCACUUCCAGGAGUGCUGA